This is a messenger RNA of Botrytis fragariae, 207 nucleotides long. RefSeq lists its product as uncharacterized. Lineage: Eukaryota; Fungi; Ascomycota; Leotiomycetes; Helotiales; Sclerotiniaceae. The record is from RefSeq and is a predicted model, not a curated record. The transcript has 3 exons. The coding region runs from base 1 to 207 and encodes 68 amino acids.
AUGUCGCGCAAAUUGGAACAACGUGGAUUCAGUGAGAAGUGGGGUGCGACAAUCGCAAUCGCAAUGCCCUUUCUUUUUCAGUUUUGUGCCGCUUUGAAACCAAGUUAUUUGGUUGGUAGUAUCGUUAGUACUAUGGGGAUAUUCCGCAGUCCUGAUCCGGUCCUAACCCAGUACUACUGGGCUCUAAGUUGGGCUGUAGAUUGUUGA